AUACUUCGUAGUCCGAGACACGCAGAGAAGGGAGACUAUUUUCAGUCUAGGAAAAAUGCUCAUCCCUUCCUCAGAAUAAUUUGACUGUGAAGAAAGAGAUUGUGAUGAAGCCUCGGAGAGAAGGGCAGUUCUGGAUAGUGAUAGCACUAGUGCAGAAUCCAGAAUGGAUGUCCUCUUUGUAGCCAUCCUUGCUGUGCCACUCAUCCUGGGACAAGAAUAUGAGGAUGAAGAAGGACUGGAAGAGGAUGACUAUUAUCAGGUGGUCUAUUAUUACACAGUCACCCCCAACUAUGAUGACUUUGGUGCAAACUUCACUGUUGAUUACUCUAUGUUUGAGUCAGAGAACAGGCUGAACAAGUUGGAUAAGGAGGUAAUGGAAGCAGUAGAGACUACCAUUAGUCGUGAAACAGACCCUGCAGACCAUCAGAAGCCUGUAACAGAGAAACCAGUGACAGUGGAACCACAGAGUCCAGAUCUGAACAAUGCUGUAUCCAGUCUGCAGAGUCCUGGUGCACUCCUCCUGUCCUGGGCCCUCGUUCAGGGGGGGAUGUAUUUCAUGUAGAAGGAGAGGGAAGGCUGCUACGACUCAUUGGAUGGGGAUUUGGGAAGAGGAGAGUGGAAGAUUAAAUAAAUAAAUGAAGUAA
Molecule: messenger RNA, 644 nt
Organism: Balaenoptera musculus (blue whale)
Lineage: Eukaryota; Metazoa; Chordata; Mammalia; Artiodactyla; Balaenopteridae
Gene: C1H1orf54
Product: chromosome 1 C1orf54 homolog
Exons: 7
Coding region: 164-562 (132 amino acids)
Source: RefSeq, a predicted model, not a curated record